Molecule: messenger RNA, 1759 nt
Organism: Protobothrops mucrosquamatus (brown spotted pit viper)
Lineage: Eukaryota; Metazoa; Chordata; Lepidosauria; Squamata; Viperidae
Gene: PDK1
Product: pyruvate dehydrogenase kinase 1
Exons: 11
Coding region: 1-1200 (399 amino acids)
Biological process (GO): protein phosphorylation; regulation of glucose metabolic process
Cellular component (GO): mitochondrion
Molecular function (GO): pyruvate dehydrogenase (acetyl-transferring) kinase activity
Source: RefSeq, a predicted model, not a curated record
AUGAGAUUGCUGCGGGCGCUGCUGAGAAGCGUCUCCCCGGUGAACACCAUCCCUCAGCAGGUGGAUUUCUACUGCCGCUUCUCCCCGUCCCCGCUUUCCAUGAAGCAGUUCCUCGAUUUCGGAUCUGACAAUGCUUGUGAGAAAACCUCUUUUAUGUUUCUGCGACAAGAGUUGCCUGUAAGAUUGGCAAACAUAAUGAAAGAAAUAAGUCUGCUUCCAGACAAUCUUCUUAAAACACCUUCAGUUCAGCUUGUUCAGAGUUGGUAUGUGCAAAGUCUGCAGGAGAUCCUUGAUUUUAAAGACAAAAACGCUGAUGAUACAGAAGCUGUUUCUCGUUUUAAAGAUACUGUGAUAACAAUACGGAACCGUCACAAUGAUGUCAUUCCUACCAUGGCUCAAGGCGUGAUUGAGUACAAGGAUAACUAUGGGGUUGACCCAGUGACGAGUCAGAAUGUGCAGUAUUUUUUAGACCGCUUCUUCAUGAGUCGGAUUUCAAUCCGAAUGUUGCUUAAUCAGCACACGUUGUUGUUUGGAGGAAACGUUGAAGUUAACCCAGCACAUCCCAAACACAUUGGAAGUAUUGACCCUAAAUGCAAUGUUGCUGAAGUUAUAAAAGAUGGUUAUGAAAAUGCAAAGAGCCUCUGUGACUUAUAUUACAUGAGUUGUCCAGAACUUAUUCUUGAAGAGAAGAAUGAUGAUAUUUCAGAAACCUUGGUGGUGAGGCCAGGGUUAAUGAAUGCAAUGAGGGCUACCAUGGAACAUCAUGCAGAUCGGGGAAUUUAUCCUCCAGUUCAUGUCCAAGUCGCUUUAGGCACUGAAGAUUUAACUGUGAAGAUGUGUGACCGUGGUGGUGGUGUUCCUUUGAGAAAAAUAGACCGACUGUUUAACUAUAUGUAUUCAACUGCACCGCGUCCCCACGUUGAGACGUCACGAGCAACACCUCUGGCUGGAUUUGGUUAUGGUUUGCCGAUAUCGCGUCUGUAUGCUCAGUACUUCCAAGGAGAUCUGAAGCUCUAUUCUCUAGAGGGUUAUGGCACAGAUGCUGUUAUCUUUAUAAAGGCUUUAUCAACUGAGUCUGUUGAAAAAUUGCCCGUGUAUAACAAAUCGGCUUGGAAACAUUACACGGCCAAUCACGAAGCAGAUGAUUGGUGUGUCCCAAGUAGCGAACCAAAGGACAUGACAACAUUCCGCAGUACAUAGAGGCAGGAAGCCAGGCGUGCUGAGCCAAAGAUGGUCCUGUCACAGAUGGUCAGCCUACUUAGUACCACUAUUACAUGUUUAACGGGGAAGGAUGCAUCUCCAUAUCCAAACUGGAGUAUGAAAACCAUAUCAUUGCCUAGAGUUUUCUGCAGUGUUCAUUUCUAAGAAGUGAAGCUUUUCUAUCUUUGCAUCUUAAAUUACUUCAGCAAAUGCACCUUAUAUUACUUGAGCAAAGUCUAGAUGAUAAAAGACCUGAACAGUGGGUUCAAAUAUUGUUCUGCUUAAACCACCAGUCAUUCCAGUGAACAAUUCAUGGGAUGUAUUAUUUUCUUUAGACACCUCCUCUGGGAUCAGUCGCACUAAUGCAGCCUUUUGCCCUCAAGGACUCCAAAAGUGAUUUUCAAUGUGAGAGAAAACAAUGUGAGCUUAUCUCGUUUUAUUCAUUUUUGUAUUAAACAUUAUGUGGAAUCAAUUAAUUUGUUGCUGUUAGUGUAAACAACUCUUUGGCUUUAUAUUUAUAGGUAUAUAUUUACAGCUAGACGUAGAAUUUCUUGAGCCU